UACUUUUUUUUUUUUUAAGAAAAAAACUUAAUUCCAAUAAUUAAAUUAAAAUUGAUUUAACUCAAUUUUACAGUUUAAUAUAGCCUGCGCUGUAGCAAAUUCAUUUUACCUUCGUCCGACCUAAAUUAAAAGCUGUUUUCAUGCAGCGUUGAAGUUCUUUACUACAAUGAAAACAAUGCGGCUUAGACUAUCUUGGAAACUUUCGGAUGUUCUUGGCCUGGCUCUAUUGGGCAUGUUAAUUCAGUCGAUUGACUCUACACCUUCCGAUAAGGUGGAAAAGCCCCUGCUAAACAAACUGCAUCUGCUGAAGGUGCACAGACAGCUUCUGGACAAUUUGAAUCAAUAUGCCGAUAAACUAGAGGAGAAGGUAGAUACAAUGAGAAGGCUAGUCCUGCAACUCGAAAGUCCUUUGCUGCUGGCCAAGGACCCGGAGACGGAGUUUCUCUUCAAUCCUCUACACAGUUAUUCGCUCAUACGGCAAAUGCACUUCGACUGGCCACAAGUGGAGAAGCUCAUGGAGCAGAGAGCGGGUUUGGAGCAAAUUGAUUUUCUCAAGCAAAUGCGCGAUAAGCUGCCUCAACUUGAGGAUGUCAAAGAGGCAGUGGCUGCUAUUUACCGGGUGCAGCAAAUCUACCAGCUCAAGCCAACGGAUAUAGCUAACGGCUUGCUCGAUGGAGCUUAUGUGAAUUCACAGCUCUCGAUCUCUGACUGCUUUGAGAUGGGAGCGAACUUGUUCGAGGCAUCGCAGUUCACAGAUGCAGCUGAUUGGCUACAUCUGGCUAGAGACUUGUGGGAUCAGUCCCCGAUUGCACCCUUUGAAUUGUUAACCGUCCCACGUACUGAUAUAUCCUCACUCUUGGCGAAAUCCAUGAUGGCAGCAGGUGACGAGGAACUAUCACGAGCUGCUCUCUUAGAGGAGCCCAGCUUGAGGGAUCAGGUAGAGCAGUUUCUGUUGGAUUAUCGAAACUAUAAUGUUACCAAUAUUGAAGACCAUCCUUACUUAGACAUAAUGGACAAAGAAUUUAUUGAGUUUUGUGGGUCGUCUUAUAUGCCCCAACCGACUCGACUUGUGUGUUCUUAUAAGACGAAACCCUCAAAGUUUUUGUAUCUAGCUCCAUUUAAAAUGGAACUGUUAUCCGAGGACCCUUACAUGGUUGUAUUUCACGAUGUGAUCUACGAAUCGGAGAUAGAACAUCUGAACCGUAUAUCUAAGCCAUUCUUGCAACGCGCCACAGUUGUUGUCGAAGAUAAUUCAGAAGACACGUUAAUAAAGUUUCGAACUGCCAAUGGCGCUUUCCUAUAUAGAGACAAAAUAUCGCCAAAGGAUGUUCAAUUGGUGGAGCGCAUAUUCCAGAGGAUGAGAGAUAUGUCUGACUUACAGAUAAACGAUGACGCCUUUGAAUAUCUGAAAUAUGACUUUGGGGGUCACUACGAUAUACACGCGGACUAUUUUAAUUACACCGAUGAUCAGUUCACUGACGAUCGCUUUGCCACCUUUGUAAUUUAUCUCAAUGAUGUGGCUCGGGGUGGUGCUACAGUCUUUCCCGACGUGGAAAUAGCGGUUCAUCCGGAGAGGGGCAAAGUGAUCCACUGGUACAACAUGAAUCCCAAAUCAUUCGACUAUGAGCUCCACUCUUAUCACGGCGCUUGCCCCGUUCUGAUCGGCCAAAAGAUUGCUCUAGCCUACUGGAUCCACGAGCAAGAUCAAAUAUUAAGAUUUUCACAGUUUAACCUAACCCAAGGCAUAGCAAAUUUAUUUUACCUUCCUCCGACCAAAACUAAAAACAGUUUAUCAGCAGCAUUGCAGUUCUUUACUACAAUGAAAACAAUGCGGCUUAGACUAUCUUGGAAACUUUCGGAUGUUCUUGGCCUGGCUCUAUUGGGCAUGUUAAUUCAGUCGAUUGACUCUACACCUUCCGAUAAGGUGGAAAAGCCUCUGCUAAACAAACUGCAUCUGCUGAAGGUGCACAGACAGCUCCUGGACAAUUUGAAUCAAUAUGCCGAUAAACUAGAGGAGAAGGUAGAUACAAUGAGAAGGCUAGUCCUGCAACUCGAAAGUCCUUUGCUGCUGGCCAAGGACCCGGAGACGGAGUUUCUCUUCAAUCCUCUACACAGUUAUUCGCUCAUACGGCAAAUGCACUUCGACUGGCCACAAGUGGAGAAGCUCAUGGAGCAGAGAGCGGGUUUGGAGCAAAUUGAUUUUCUCAAGCAAAUGCGCGAUAAGCUGCCUCAACUUGAGGGUGUCAAAGAGGCAGUGGCUGCUAUUCACAGGGUGCAGCAAAUCUACAAGCUCAAGCCAGCGGAUAUAGCUCACGGUUUGCUCGAUGGAGCUUACGUGAAUUCACAGCUUUCGAUCUCUGACUGCUUUGAGAUGGGAGCGAACCUGUUCGAGGCAUCACAGUUCACAGAUGCUGCAAAUUGGCUACAUCUCGCUAUAUACUUGUGGGAUCAGUCCCCGAUUGCACCCUUUGAAUUGUUAACCGUCCCACGUACUCAAAUAUCCUCACUCUUGGCGAGAUCCAUAAUGGCAGCAGGUAACAACAAGCUAGCGCGAGCUGAAGAAGGUUUUCAUCGCAACUAUACGAUUACCAAAAUUGAAGACCAUCCUUACUUAGACAUAAUGGAGAAUGACUUUAUUAAGUUUUGUGGGUCGUCCUAUAUGCCCCAACCGACUCGACUUGUGUGUUCGUAUAAGACGAAACCCUCAAAGUUUUUGUAUCUAGCCCCAUUCAAAAUGGAACUGUUAUCCGAGGAUCCUUACAUUGUCGUCUUUCACGAUGUGAUCUACGACUCGGAGAUAAAGCAUCUGAGAAAUACGGCUGAGCCCUUGUUGCAUCGCUCCUAUGUUAAGAAAAGCAACAAUGAAAGUGUUGUAUCAAAAGUUCGAACUGCAAAAGGCGCUUUUAUGCAUGCAGAUCGCUUAUCCCCGGAGAGUGCUCAAGUGGUACAACGUCUAAAGCAGAGGAUGGGCGAUCUAUCGGAUCUAAAUAUAAAGAGGGAGGGCUAUAACGAGAUGCAGUAUCUUAACUAUGACUUUGGGGAUCAUUAUCUCCUCCAUAUGGACUAUUUUAAUAUCUCCAUGAACGACCGCAUUGCCACCUUUUUAAUUUAUCUCAAUGAUGUGACUCGGGGUGGUGGCACAAUCUUUCCCCAAGUUAAACAAGCGGUUCAUCCGGAGAAGGGCAAAUUGAUCUUGUGGUACAAUAUGAAUUCAAAUCUCGAUUAUGAGCUAGCUAGUCUUCAUGGUGCUUGUCCCGUUCUGAUUGGGCGAAAAAUUGCCAUCGUCUACUGGAUCCGCGAACACGAUCAAAUGUUUGUAAAGCCUUGCUUGAAUCCGCCGCAAAAUCGCCUUACAGAAGCGACAGAGAGAGAUGGAGUAUGAGAGAGAGAGAGAGAGAGAGAGGCAGAAGGAGAAGGAGAAGGAGAAGAAGGAAAUAAAAGGAAGAUAGAUAUUACUAGUUUGAUAUUCCAUUCAAAAGGCUUACAGAAAUAAGCAAUAAGAAUAACAUUGAAGGACAUAACUUGAAAGGAUAUGAGAUAAGGCAUCGCAAAAAAAAAAACACACACACACACAAAUAGAAAUGGUUGAUGUCGGCCUUGCCGCCACGUUUAUCGAAAUGGGAAAACGUAGUUUCGCAAGAUUUACUUUCUCUUCUUUCUUUUGGUGCGCUUGCACUCAGCUCAUUGCACCAUUAAGUGGGCAAUUAAAUUCAAUUAGCCCCGCACACACUCAACUCCUGGCAGACCAUUUAUCAGACUCGUGCUAUUGCGCCCGCUCCUGCUCCUGCUCCUGCUCCUGCUCCUUGUUUCCUCGGGCGUUCCUAAUAAUUUCAUAGAUUUAUCGUUCGACUGGCAUUUUGACUUUUGCCAACAAAGUUUUCGGAUCUGCAAAGUUCUUGAGUUCGAUUUCAAUUUUGAUUAGGAUUUUAAUUUCAAUUUGUAUUGAUUGCAAUAAAACUACCUGGAUAAUAGUUAAA
Drosophila mojavensis is the source of this 3977-nucleotide messenger RNA. RefSeq lists its product as uncharacterized. The coding region runs from base 167 to 3382 and encodes 1071 amino acids. Gene Ontology annotation, cellular component: endoplasmic reticulum. The record is from RefSeq and is a predicted model, not a curated record. Gene Ontology annotation, molecular function: L-ascorbic acid binding; iron ion binding; protein binding. The transcript has 14 exons. NCBI's taxonomy places the organism in Eukaryota, Metazoa, Arthropoda, Insecta, Diptera, Drosophilidae. Gene Ontology annotation, biological process: peptidyl-proline hydroxylation to 4-hydroxy-L-proline.